Messenger RNA from Pogona vitticeps (central bearded dragon), 1849 nucleotides. The record is from RefSeq and is a predicted model, not a curated record. Lineage: Eukaryota; Metazoa; Chordata; Lepidosauria; Squamata; Agamidae.
GGUUGGGGGCGUGGUCAGCCGGCUCGUGCCGGAGGCGCCUCUGUCCGGCUUCCACACCUGGCCGGUUCAGGCGGAGGGCGAGCAUCCUUCCGUGGGACCGAUCCCUUGACGCAGCGGACACGUGAGAAUGCGGGAAGACCUUCUUCUCUUCUGACAGAUCCUUUCCUCCCCCACACCCGCCAGGGCCGCCUUCUGCAGUUUCCAUUGUUAAGCCGGUUCCCUUCCCCUUACACCACUUUUUAAAAUAUUAUUAUUUUGCACGUUUCAAAGGCUUUUGCAAAUCCUGAUUUCCAUGGGUGAGAAGAGAGGAUUUAUUUUUUAAAAAAACACGGGGAUUUUUUCUUUCUCAUUCCAUCGUGCACCUGUCUGAUGUCCUUUUUUUUGCAUCCUAGCAGGUUCCCUUACCUGGAUCACCCGACCCAAAAAUCCUAUAAUAGGUUGUGGCUGUUAGCUCCCAUACCACGAAGUGGGGCUUCUUCCUAGUGCCUUCUUCUAUUUUCCCACCCCUGGCUUGCAAAAAAAAAUUAAAAAUUUAUUUUUUUUAAAAAAAAAGCAUAUCUGGCACCGACACCUCAUUUUGCCUCACCUGACAUCCUAUAUACAUUUGUUCUUUACUUGUUCCCACUCUGUCCCCCAGGCAGCUUGAAUCCUCCUUGCUGAUAAACGUGUGGUUGCUCUUCCCUUUAUCUCUGGAUCUUCUUUGGAUUUGAUUCACUAAGAGCCUCCUUGAUGUUAUUUUGGAUUUUCUAAGCAAUCACUGAAUUUUUUAUUUCAUGUGGAUACCUAUCUCAGGUGUACUCUCUUUAAUUCCAGGAAACGAUUACUAAAUUCAUAUUUAUUUAUUUGUUCAUCUGUUCAUCCAUCCAUUCAUUUAUUCUGCAACCGCUGUUGACCGUUCAUACUGCUAUUUUCCAUCCCCGAAUUACAUCCACUAUCCGGACGCUGGUCUGCAAGAUUUUCCUUCUGAUACUGCUGUCCUAGCUUCCCACAACACCCCCACACCUGGCUGACUAUGGACUUUAUUCUCAGUGGGGUGGCGGCGUGUGGGGCCUGCCUUUUUACCAACCCUCUGGAAGUGGUGAAAACUCGGAUGCAGCUCCAAGGAGAACUUCGCCAGCCUGGGACCUACACCCGCCACUACCGCAACGUCUUCCACGCUUUCUACACCAUUGGACGGGUGGACGGGCUGGCAGCCCUCCAGCGAGGACUUUUGCCGGCUUUGUUUUACCAGUUUGGCUUCAACGGCCUUCGCCUGGGCCUUUAUGGGAUGGUGGAGACGGCUGGCUACAUUCGCGUGCCCGAGGGGCACAUCAGCCCGUGGCGCACCAUUGUGGCCGGAGCGAUGGCUGGGGCUGUGGCCGCCCUCGCAAGCAGCCCCAUCUAUCUGGUGAAGACCCACAUUCAGGCUCAAUCUGCUGCUGAGAUUGCUGUAGGGCAUCAGUACAAACACCAGGGGAUGUUCGAUGCUCUGUUGAUGAUCCACAAGGAACAUGGUGUGAUGGGACUCUGGCGUGGGGCUCUUUCCUCCAUUCCCCGAGUCAUGGUGGGCUCUUCUACCCAGUUGGCCACUUUCUCCUCCGCCAAGGAUGUCUUGGCCCGCCUAGAGGUCUUUCCAAAGGACAGCUGGCAGGUAUCCCUGAGCGCCUGCAUGAUCAGUAGCACCACCGUGGCCCUCACCAUGUCACCUUUCGAUGUGGCCAGCACUCGCCUCUACAACCAGCCAGUCAGUCCUGAAGGGCAGGGCCUGAUUUACAAGGGUCUUCUGGAUUGCCUUGCCAAAAUCAUCCGCUCCGAGGGAUUUUGGGGGGUCUACAAAGGGUUGGGGGCUUCCUACUUCCGAAUCGGACCC